Molecule: messenger RNA, 735 nt
Organism: Quercus robur (English oak)
Lineage: Eukaryota; Viridiplantae; Streptophyta; Magnoliopsida; Fagales; Fagaceae
Product: glycine-rich cell wall structural protein 1-like
Exons: 2
Coding region: 1-735 (244 amino acids)
Source: RefSeq, a predicted model, not a curated record
AUGGAGAAGACUACUAAGGCAUUACUUGUUUUCACUGUAUUUCUUAUGGCAUUUCUCAUUGGUGCUGAAGGAGGAAGAGAUGUGCCAAAGAAAGAUGAUCAGCUCUACAAUUCUCAACAUUUCUUUGGCGGCUUAAGCUUUGGCUAUGGUUGGCCAUUUCCUUUUAUUCCAAGUUUUGGAGGCAUUCCUAGCUUAGGACCAUUUGGUCCUAUCCGAGGCAUCCCUGGUUUUGGUCCUGGUAUUGGUCCGGGUGUUGGUCCUGGUACUGGUUCUAGUUAUGGUCUAGGUGUUGGUCCUAGUGGUGGUCCUAGUGUAGGUCUCGAUGUUGGUCCUAGUGUAGGUCCUGGUGGUGGUCCCGCUAUUGGUCCUAGUGGUGGUUCUGGUGUCGGUCCUAGUGCUGGUCCUAAUGUCGGUCCCGAUGCUGGUCCUGGUGUUGGUUCUAGUUAUGGUCCCGGUGUUGGUCCAAGUGUAGGUCCUGGAGUUGGUCCUGGUGCAGGUCCUGGAGUUGGUCUUGGUGCAGGUCCAGGUGUCGGUCCUGGUGUAGGUCCAGGCAUCGGUCCUGGUGUAGGUUCAGGUGUUGGUCUUGGUACUGGUUCUGGUUAUGGUCCUGGUAGUGGUCCUAGUGUUGGUCCUAGCGGCGGCCUUGGUUACGGUUGGAUGAAAGUGCAAGUUUUUCAAUGGGUUGAUGAUGAGAUUUGUCCACGUGGUAAAGUCCUUAUCCCAGAACAGAGGUAG